This is a messenger RNA of Effrenium voratum, 1987 nucleotides long. Lineage: Eukaryota; Dinophyceae; Suessiales; Symbiodiniaceae. The record is from the annotation of a GenBank genome assembly.
GACAAAACCGAGCUGUGCGGCUAUGAGCUGAGCCAUGGACGAGCCUGAGAUCUCGGAGGACCUGGCCAGCUUCACAACUUCCGGCCUCAAUUUGAACUCCUGCUUGGGCAGCAUCCUGGCGCGGUUCAGCGAGCUGGAUGCCGAUGGCUCCGGAGGCAUCACCGGGGAUGAGCUGGCAAAGCACUGGCUCAUGGCAGCCCAGGAGGUGGCAAAACGGCCGCUGAGCGCCUCCGAGCAAAGUUUGAUCUGGGCGGGCGUUCAGCGCAGCUUUGAGACCAUGGACGUCCAGCAGGAUGGCAUCAUCACGCAGCAAGAGUGGCUGCACAUGGCGCUGCUGGAGCUGCACCCUGCGGGCCCCAGAAACGCGGAGAUCCUCCACCGCCAGAUCCGCCAGAGCCCCGGCCUUGUGCCUGGCUUGGUGCAGAGCUGGCUGGAAGUGGACGAACGCGCCUGCGGCUUGGUGACGCGGAAGAUGCUGAACAUGACCCUGCUCGACUUCGACUCAGAAACCGAGAGCAAAGUGCUGGCGGCGUUGCAGAGCCUUGGUGCAGAGAGCCUCACAUAUGCGGAGUACGUCGCUUUCACGCUCAAGCUCAGCUUUAGCCCGGUGGAGCUGUACUUCUACGACCUGUCCAAGCGGUUUGCCUCAGUGCUCUCGCCUAUUUUGCUGGGCCAGUAUGAAGACGGCAUUUGGCACACCAGCGUGGGAGUCUUCGGCCAGGAGCUCUAUUUCUUUGGCAGCAUCCUCUCGUGCCCGCCUGGGCAGAGCGAGUUCGGGCAGCCCACCAAGAGCAUCUCCUUGGGCUACACCCUGCGCACAGCGCAAGAGGUGGAUGCUGAGCUGAAGAAGAUCUACUUCCAGUACCGGCCGCACCUCUACGAUGCCUUUGACCACAACUGCAACACCUUGAGUGAUCAUUUGGUGCAGUUCCUGCUGGGCCAGCACAUCCCUGAGUCGGUGCGGCUCAUGUCAGAGCGGCUGAAGGGCUCCACGCUGGUCAAGGCGCUGCGGCCGGUGCUGAAUCGGAUUUUGGGGAAGCAGGCGAGUCGUGAAGGCGAAGAGAGGAUUCUGGCAUUGGAAGAAGGCUCCAGGCUCCGUCGCAAACAGCGGCGGGAUGACACUUCGAAGCAGUACAAAGACUUGAGCUUCGGCGACUCCGAUGAGGAGGCUGAGACCGCGCGUGACUCCUCAGGCUUCGGCUCACAGGAGCCUUGUGACCUGGUCCUGUUCCACGCCCCGGGCGUCAGUGCGCCGGUGGUGGCUCAAGCGGUGGCGGAACACCCGGACGGGGCCAUGGAUCUCGUUUGGUUCGACCACGAAGGCAAGAAGCAGCACGCCACUGCCUCGGCCAACAAGUUGGAACCUUAUCGCCCGGUGCUGAGAAUCCUCGCGAGCCCCGAGCUGGAGAACUUCCAGCGGAGCAGCAGCACCGAGACCUGUGUCGGCGAUGUGGAGGCGGCAGUGGUCACUUGCCCCAAUGGACAUGCGCUGAUUCGGAGCCAGCCAAGCUUCUGGUCUGCUGCCAAGCAAUGCCAGCUGUGCCAAGAGCCCAUUCCUCAGCGGAAGGUGAGGAUGACCUGCUUCAGCUGCAAGUACUUUGUGUGCGGCACCUGCUAUCUUCACAGUCACAAUGCCAACGUGGGCCAGAAUCCAGCAGCAGUUAAGCUGGUAGCCGACGAGCUGUGGCCCCGGUGCCCGGCUAUGGGCCACCCGCUGGAGCGCUUUGCUGGCGUCGACGGGGGCGCCCUCUGCGAAUGCUGCGGCGCCAAUGAGAUCGGCUCGACAGGUCCUUAUUUUCUGACGUGCAGACGCUGCCACUUCCAGCUUUGCUAUGCCUGCGCCCGGAAAGCGCUGUGUGCCCUGUUGAACGACGCCUGCGAGCCACUAGCCCUCGGCGACAGCAGCGAGCUGGGCGCUGACGUAGUAAGGAAAUGCUUGGCCGAGCGCGCGGAGCAGAAACAGCCGGGGUGUGGUGGUGUGGUUUAG